Ceraceosorus bombacis is the source of this 594-nucleotide messenger RNA. Lineage: Eukaryota; Fungi; Basidiomycota; Exobasidiomycetes; Ceraceosorales; Ceraceosoraceae. The record is from the annotation of a GenBank genome assembly.
AGCAUCAGCUCCAUUUUAGCGCCUUUUGAAUGGAUAAGCACAUGGGCCGGCGAUGGACGGGCUGUCAAGAUUGCUGGUCUGGUCAGUGACUGUGUUGCUCUCGCCGUCGCCAUUCCCCAUGGCGUCGCCGUACCGCGUGCUAAUGUGUGCUGUUUUCCAAUUUGACCAUGGAUGGAGCACUUGGACUGCGCUGAAUCAGGACCUGAUGGGUGCAGAGAGGCUUUCUACCAACCUGGAAGUGAUGCUUUCCAUGUUCGUGCGCCUCGACAUAGGUUGAGAUUGACUCCGAUUUCUCACUGGUCAGAAGCUUUCCUCACCUCGAAGCGUCGCGGCGCAGUCCUUGCAACCGAUCGUACUUACCGCCGUCAAUACCCUCCCCUCGCAUCGAACUGCCUCUUGUCACACGACCCACCUUUACCUCCCUCAACCGUAAUCCUCCCAGCCCCUCGACUGUCCGACUGAAGAGCGAAGCGCUGAAGCGGGUCUAGCGCGCCAUUCGAAACCACCCCUCAUCUCGUCAUCAGUCAGCAGAUCUGCCUUAGGAAGACCUUGUCCUCUCAGAGCUUGCUACCGUCCAUCACUGCGAAGUGCUCC